Messenger RNA from Glarea lozoyensis ATCC 20868, 486 nucleotides. RefSeq lists its product as uncharacterized. The transcript has a single exon. The coding region runs from base 1 to 486 and encodes 161 amino acids. Lineage: Eukaryota; Fungi; Ascomycota; Leotiomycetes; Helotiales; Helotiaceae. The record is from RefSeq and is a predicted model, not a curated record.
AUGGCUCCCUAUUCACUUGCAAACGCGAAUCUGUCGGUGGCACAUGUACAGGUGUCGAGCAAUGGGGUAUAUUCACUUGGAUAUGCCCCGCAUCUCGAACUCGAAGAAACAGGCCGGUCCGCCAGUCUCCGCAUCAAAACAUCGUAUCCUCUGUCAGCUGAGGAGAAGUGGUCAAUAUUACUAAAUUGCGACACCAGUUCUAAUAUAGAGAAGAUCUCGUGGGAUAUCUCCUCGGAACUUCAACAAUGUCGAUACUGUCGAACUGAAUACAAGGUUGAUUUUGAGCACGAUAAUAGUUGCAAAAUAAAAUUUGCAAUCACUAUUUGGAAGAAGCUUGGGCAAGGGCCUGAAGCCGAAGACUGGAAAGCACAAUCCCACUUCGUCCCGUUUGCAGAUCAGCCGUCAUCUCCACAACCGAUUCAGUUCCACAGAGGAGAGGUAGCCUCCGUCUUUCAAGUGAAGAAGGCCAAAUUUGACUGGAGAUGA